Molecule: messenger RNA, 12753 nt
Organism: Hemicordylus capensis (graceful crag lizard)
Lineage: Eukaryota; Metazoa; Chordata; Lepidosauria; Squamata; Cordylidae
Gene: PGAP1
Product: post-GPI attachment to proteins inositol deacylase 1
Exons: 24
Coding region: 2122-4329 (735 amino acids)
Biological process (GO): GPI anchor metabolic process; endoplasmic reticulum to Golgi vesicle-mediated transport
Cellular component (GO): endoplasmic reticulum
Molecular function (GO): phosphatidylinositol deacylase activity
Source: RefSeq, a predicted model, not a curated record
UAUAGGGAAGAUAGGAGGCUCCCUCAUCGGCCAUUCCAAUUCUUUUGUCCCUUCUGCACCCCUUUCAGACCUCAUGACAGGACAGUCGUCCACAACUUCCAUAUUGAAACAAGCAUCGCCCAGCCAUCAGACAACCAGCCCAACCCAGUCAGACUUUCGGGACUCAACCUAAACGCAGUCUUCCUGACUCACCCAGACUUGGCAUGGGAGGCCACCUAUCCCACUUCUUCCACACUUUGGAAUCAAGCACGUCCAACAAGUGGGCCCUGAACACAAUAGAGCACAGCUACAAAAUAGUUCCUUUUUGUGCAGUCCCCAAAGACCGCUUCCUUCCAACACCCUGGUCAAACUGAGCUUCCAAGCAUGCAAACCUUCUCGGCGCUAUACAACACCUAGUAGCCAUAGCAGCGAUAGAACUGGUUCCUGUGCACCAAAGGGGCAGGGGCAUUUAUUCUAUUUACUUUGCCCCCCAAAAGAUGGUUCACUAAGGGCAGUCUUAGACCUCAAAUAUCUAAACAAAUGGUUCAGCACAGGAAGUUCAGGAUGGAGACUCUUAGCUCCAUAGUGGAGGCUCUCCAGCACUUGGACUACUUGGCAUCAGUAGAUCUGACAGAAGCUUACUUACACAUACCCGGCAAGCUGUCAUCCUUCUUCACUUCAGGUAUGCAGGUCUACAUUACCAAUACAGGGUGCUUCCAUUCGGGCUGUCAUCGGCACCUCGGAUUUUCACGAAGGUCCUGGCACCACUGAUGGAGCAUCUACAUCCACAAAAGUUACAGGUUUUUGCUUGUUCUGCAGUCUCUGCAUUGGUGGGCUCAUCCUUCCUAUCUAGAACAGGGCAAGAUGUUCCUGCCCCACCCGCCCAGGAUAAUCACUACCAUGGAUUACAGACUCGUGGGCUGGGAGACACACAGUCUCCACCACACUGCCUAGGAGAAGUGGAGUCCACUAGAAUGGAAGCACAGUAUAAACUGACUAGAACCUGGAGCCAUCCACCUAGCCCUCAACACUUUCCAUCCACUGCUACAACACCGGCACAUACUUAUCUGCACAGACAAUGUGACAGUGAAGGCUCAUGUGAACUGCCAGAAGGAACCAGCACCUAAAAUCCCUACAGCUGGGCGUGACUCUGCUACUCCAGUGGGUGGAGUUUCAUCUGUUAUUGCUGAUCACACACUAGAUAAGCAGCUCUCUAAACAUCUCGGGCGGACUGCUCAGCCGCACAAAACUUAACCCUGCAGCGUUCAUGCUCUUGAACCAAGCACUGGGCCACCCCAGAGUGGAUUUCUUCACCUCUCAGGCCAACACAGCUCCAACGUUUUUCACUUGCUUUCCCUGCAUAGGCAAUGCUGUGGAUGCCCUCUCAGCACAAUGGUCACAGGGGCUGCUCUACACCUUUCCGACAGUCCCAGUCAUCAGCAGACUCCUCUGUUGGAUUUGACUACUCAAAGCACAGGUGAUCCUGUUCGCACAGCACUGGCCUUGUCGCCCUUGGUUUGCAGACAUACUACACUUGGCAGUAGAGGGACCCUGGUUCUUCCCGGUAACCCCAGUUUUUCACCACAACCUGGUAUGGUUCAGGUUUGUUGUAUGGCGACUGACUAGGGCCUCUUGAGUCACUGUGGUUAUGUGCCAAAAGCCUUUGACACCAUCCUUGCUUCGCGGAAGGACUCAACCAACAAGAUCAGUGUAUAUAGCAAGUGGUCCUUCGUUGGUGUUGCAGGCGCAACUUCUGUCCGGAUCUCUAUAGCCUCCCCAAGUUGCUGCUUUUCCUCCAGGAGGCCCUGGACCAUGGACUUCGUGCUAACAUGUUAAAACAUCAAGCACUGGCCCUGGCUCCCCUACUCUUUGGCAAGAAGAUGUUAGCUUCUCACCUACGUCUCAAGGACUUUUAAAGAGGGACUACACUCAAGGCACCACCAGUGGUGCACAGAUUCCGCUUGUGGGACCUCCAAAAAGUCCUUGGGGUCCUCCUUGCGCCACCUUUUGAGCCCAUUUGUUCCAUAUCUCUACAGUUCCUGUCCUUCAGACUGGCCUUCCUGGUGACCAUCACCUCUGCCAGGUGUGUCUCAGAACUCAGGGCCCUGCCAGCAAAUUCAAAUUUCUGCAAUUUCUCAUCAAAUGCUGUACGCUUGUUUCCUGAUGCGUCCAUUCUUCCUAAAGUUGUACUUUUAUACAGCUGUAAACCACAACUGGAUUCUGAAGGCUCAAGAAAUAAGGAAUCUAACAACUCUUUCUGUGGCGGGAGGAUUUCGAGAUUAUCAAGUUCGUUCAGGAUUGGCCUUUCUGCCAAGAUCAAAUCAACCAAACUGUGCCUUAUCUGUUGUGAGUUCUGGAGUUCCUCGAGUCUGGGCCUCAACAGAUCACCUUUCCAUUGUUUGGUGUAAAGAAUUGAUCUUGGCCACUGUCCGAGCAUUUUUUGACCUUAUUGAUGAAAACACUAAGCAGAUAACAGAAGAUCCACACAAGAGAAUGCUGGUCUUGAAUCAUCAUUUUCUGAGGCAUCCAGCAAAAUUCCUUGGAGAACAGCCUGAACCACUUAGUGAACUAACAGGAGCAUUAACUUGGGUCCAGAUAAAAGCUUCAAAAUGGUCCUACACAGUAUACAAUGAAUCAGAUGGAAAAUAUUUUACUUUUCCCCUCUCAAGCCAUAGAAAAUCAUACAGUCAUGUCCACUGUCAAAACAAUAUAUUGGAUACACAUAGUUGGAUGUUUGGUUGUAUAAACAGUACUUCAUCUAUGUGUCUGCAAGGUGUUGACCUGACUUGGAAAGCUGAAUUACUGCCAACAGUUAAGGUUGUGACUCUGAAACUUCAAGACUAUCCUUCUUUAACUCAUCUUGUACUUCAUGUGCCAGCUGUCAAUGGUAAUAAGUUUACUUUGGACUGUGAGUUCUUUAAUGAAGCUUCAAGAACAGUGCAACUCCCUGUGACACAUCUUUUAUCUUUUGGGUUCUCUUCAAGCAAAAUCAUAUUAAAUUCAACUGGGCUUAUUCACAAUAUUCAGCUCCAACAUUUUGGUCAGAUCUAUCAGGCUUUUAAAAUCUAUGUAGAGAGCCACUGCCAGUCAUUCAAAGAAAGGAGGUCUAGUGUAUACCGACUUCAUAUACCAUGGUCACAUGAAGAUUCUUUAACUUGGUCUCAAGUUCCAUCUUCAACUGAGAUUUCUGCAAAACUGCACAUUGCACAGCCUGAAAAUGACACUACUGUUCCAGUGUUGAAUAUUUAUUCAUCUUCAGAUUGUAUAUAUGAAGUAACUCUCAAGACCUCCUUUCUGCAAGUUCUUGGCCAGGUAAUAAGGUUCCAUGGUGGCAUCAUUCCUGUGUACAUUAUUUCUAAUAUUCUUCUUGCCUAUGGAAGACAAUUAAAGUCCCUAAUUUCAACAGGCCAGUGUUCAGACUUUGUUCCUGCACUUACAAAAGCAGCCAGACCCUACAAAGUAGAACCUGUUGUGAAUAUUAUUAAGUUCUUGUUGGGGCUUAACUGGUUUAAAGGAAUUUGGGAUAUAUUAUUAUUACCGGAGUUGGAUGCUGUUACACCGAACAACCAGGAUAAAUCAUUUCCUUUUGUAUCCCUGAUUCUUUUUAUGUUUGGAACUGGCAUUGCCUAUUGGGGUGGUAUACUCUUCAAUUCAUCUAUAAGACUCUCAUCUUCACUGUGGUUAGCUGUGACCAGACCGUCUGACCUUCCACCAGACAACAGGUUGCUUACGCCUAGAAGGCUGUGUGUAGCUGCUUCCAUUGUUCUUUUGAGCUGGACCACGUGUGGUGCAUUGGCUAUAUUAAUCACCUAUUCUCAUUACGUCUUCAAGGUUAUUAAGCUACAUUCAAAUGUAAGAACAGAACUAAGUGUCCUUAAUAUGUCCUCGAAGAACUCAGAACAAAUUUCAGAUGAUUCAAAAAAAGAAUGUGGGAAAAGCUGUGAAUCAGUGGACAGCAUUGCAGAAGCAGCAACAUCCUCUAUCGGCCCCUCAGCCAUUGACAGAAUGGUAGAUAGCCUGAGGAUGCAUGUUACCGUCAUCAACUUGCUCACGUGGAUUGUGCUACUUACUUGUCCAUCUUUAAUUUACUGGCUAAAAAAUCUCAGGUACCAUAUAACACUUGAUCCUGAUCCAUAUAGAUUUCUUGCCCUCAUCCUCAUAGCCAUUUUGGAGAUACUCAUGAAUUCCAAUACUACAAAAGUUAAAUCAAGUAAACUAUUGAAGAUUGCAGUGCAUCUUCCAUUCCCUUCGUCUGUUGCUGUUGUGGCCUUUACACCAAUGCAUUUAUACCGAAUACCAUACUUCGUGAUCAUUCCUCUUUUUCUUCAUGCAUCAUGUUCUAUUGUGUAGAACCCUAAUUUGCCAAAGCACUGGACUCACCAAUGACAGAUGUGAGGGUUGAACAAAGGACCAUCUUGGACAACAUAACAAGAACCUAGUCUUCUGUCAACGACAGGAGUGAGACAAGUUUUGGAUAUAACAGAUGGAACAGUUAUUGUGGUCUGGAAAAUUAUUGUGUCUGGAAAAUGUGGGGGGUUGCACCUUAGAGUGUUUCUGAGUCUUAGCCCCUGGUGGCGCAGUGGUAAAACUGCCGCCCUGCAACCAGAAGGUUGCAUGAUCGAUCCUGACCAGGGGCUCAAGGUUGACUCAGCCUUCCAUCCUUCCGAGGUCGGUAAAAUGAGUACCCAGAAAUGUUGGGGGCAAUAUGCUAAAUCAUUGUAAACCGCUUAGAGAGCUUCCAGCUAUAGAGCGGUAUAUAAAUGUAAGUGCUAUUGCUAUUGCUAUUGCUAUUAACUGUAGAAAUUUUUAUUUUGGUAGGCACAACCUUCUUGAUCUAUGCCUGACACCAGUGAUAUAAGCUGAUGCUUGAUUUCUUUGAGGUUAGAGUAGCUGUUUGUUUAAGGUUGUGUGUUUGGGGUUUUUAGCACUUAUGAACUUGUGUAUCACAUGUGCUCUUGUGUUCUAAAGCACAGCAGAUACAGACAACAAAUGAAUGGAAUCAAACUGCUGCAAGAUGAAUUGCCAAGAAGAUAAUCGAAAUGUUCCUACCCCACAAUGGACAACUGUUGUGAUCUUGUUACUUUCUUAAGCGUACAUUAACUUAGAGUGCUGUUGUUGGUGACAAAUCCAAAGCUAUAUCAGAGCCUGCAAACUUGCGAGUGUGUCAAAAGUGGUGGUUGCUGAAUAUACCUCAGCAUAUAUUCAGUGAAAUGUAAUUCAGUAAGAGCAGAUAUGUAUGCUCUUUGUACUGUUACUCUGAACACUGCAGCAUCUGAAGCUCAGGGCAGAUUCUCAGGUUACUCUUUCUAUGCACAGAGAGUACAUGUAAGGCUGUAGAAAGUAACACAGGCAUAGUUACCCAAAUGUAUACUUCGACAUCAGUACAAUACUUUGAUGGGAAUACAAUACCCACAUGAGCUUCCCGAUAUCUGUAUCAGUUCAAGACCAAAAGGUGCAUUUGUGCUCAUUGUAUGCAAAACUGCUCCAGGCCAUCAGUCCCAAGUCAUUUCAUCAAGAUGGCGGAACAAACGCUAUGACGAAAUGGACCCCUGAGCAGCUUCCCUCUCACAGGGAUUCCCAGAUGUUGUUGACUACAACUCCCAUCAUCCCCAAGCAAAGGCUAUUGCAGCUGGAGAGGCGAGGAGUUGUAGUCAACAUCUGGGAAUUCCUGUUGGAGGGAACACUGCCCCUGAGGUAUUCCAUAAGACUGCUGAUGAAGCAACUAAACAUCCCUUUGGCCUGUCAGCAAAGAGUGAAACCACCUUAAGGCAGAACCACUUACCCUAUCCAGUCUCUUAAACUAUUGGCAGAGUGUGAACUGACAAUAGCGUGCGUGUGCACGCGCGCACACACAUCUCAAAGACACAAAUAUUGAUCUCUCUGUACAAAGGUUUCAAAAGAAUCUGCCCUCAAACAGAUGUCUUGAGUGGCAAAUGUUGAUUGUCUAUAACAAUCUGUAAAGUAGCAACUCAUUCUCUGGUACCUUAAGUGAAACGUGCAGGGCAUUCUCUCCAGUGGUCAACUUUGCUCUUGCAUCCCACCAUCAGUCACUUUAUAAACCUAGCCAAUUGAGUCCAAGCAUACAGUAAGUAAGUGACUGGCCUACCUAUAUUUAACUGUAUACGUUUCUAGUUUGUAACGUGUCCAUUGCCUUGAUAUCUAAGCGCAGAUAUUACAGGAUGCCUCCGCUCCUCCUGUUACAAUCUGAGAGCCAUUUCUCUCUGCCAGCUUACAGUACAUAUUCUGUCCUGCCUUUUGUCCAGUUGCAUAAUUCCUGCCUGAAGUGCCUCAUUUAAUUCUGGCUUGUGAUUAGCAAUUAUUUAGUUCUGAUGGGUAAAAAGAUCUCCUUACAAAUUGAUCUAACAUACGGUAGUUAAGAGAAAAAGGCUGUGCACACGAGUAGCCAAACCUAGGGUAGGGCAGCCCAGCCUGGGUUUGGCUGCCUGUGUGCACCGCCAGGAUUGAGCCCGAUCCCAGCGCUGCCCUCACGGCUAGCCCAACAUUAUACCCUGGUGCCGGGGUUGUGUGUGAGCUUGGGCUGCACGCAGCCUGAGCAUGCACAGAAUCUGGGCACCUAUAGCAGGGAUUUUUAACGUUGGGUCUCCAGCUGUUAUUGGACUUCAACUCCCAUAAUCACCAGUCCUAGUGACCUUUAGUUGGGGAUUAUGGGAGUUGAAGUCCUAUAACAUCUGGGGACCGUACGUUGAGAAUCCCUGACCUAGAGCACUCAACUCCCGGGGGAAUCCCCCAGUGCAUCACGCCCGUUGUGCUGUGCAUUAUGAGAUUCCUGGAGGCCAGGAAAACGGUCCCGGUCUCCACUGAUCCAUGCUGCCAGGGAGCAGCACGGAUCAUGUGGGUAUGUGGCGAUGCCCUGAAGAACCUGGCCACUGUCUGCAGGGAAGGUAGGUUCAAUCCCUAUCUUCCUGCCUGCUUGCCCGUAUGAAUAGCCUUAAAAUCUUUUAUAUUGUUAGUGCAGAACUCUACUGUGAGCUCGCAUACAAGUGUAAUAACUGUAUAUGAACCAUUAAGAGCAUUAUAACUGGAAUCAGUAUUUUAAAUGAAACAAUCUAGACUCAAGCAAGCUUUUUGGUCCCAGGAUCAUCACAUAAUUUUUAGCCUAUAAAAAUUAUUCUGUGCUACUUUUAAAUAAGUCCUUUGGGCAAACUGUGCUCUGAGAUCUAAUUUCCAAGCAUUUGUGUAGUACUAAAUUUGUGAAUUGGGGCACAAAUUGUGCUGUUGGUAUACUCUCAGUGCCCCUCUGUACUGCUAGCUUGAUUAUUCAGAGCUUCUGCUAGAAGUCCCUCUUGAUUGCUGUGCUGGGCUUUUUGCCAGUAGCUGGCAGUGUGAGGAGAAGCCGCAAACUCUUCAGGGGCCUUGCUUAUGCAGCAUGACCUUGAAGGGUGCUCCUGUUCCUCUUCAUAGUUACAUGGUAGGGGGGAUUUUGGCAGACAUUCUGUCACUUUGUUACAAUGACAGAAAGGGACCUUGCCAAAAGUUUCCUUGUCAAGCAGUUACUAAGGGCACAAGAGUACUCUUCAAAGCCGUGUGUGGACAUGCUUACUCAGAAAAGCCUGCCACUUCUGAUGAAGUGCAGAUGAGGUUCUGUUCCUUAAAGAGCCCUAACUUUGCUUCCCAACCUAUAUCUGUUCUGCAGUUAGGAAGAGUUGAUGUUUCUCCCCCAGUUUGACUGAGCAAAGGCAGGAGUGAUGCCCCACCCCAACCAGGUUAUAACGCCCAAUGUUGACUGCAGCAGCCUCUUGUUUGAUGGCACCUCAUCACCUCUCCAGCCACAACUGUUUACCUGAUUGUAAGGACUUAAAUAGAAGAUUGGAUGUUUGGAUCCAGUUGGAAGAGCCAUCCAAUUCACUCUAGUUCAGCAGGACACCUCUAGACGGUCACUUCAUCUGUAAUUACUUAUAGAUACUAUGAAGUCAACACCCUGUUUGUAUUCAUUGUAACUAUUAUCAAAUAUGGAAUGAUAGUUUUUGAGACGUGUGUGUGUGAGUGAAUAUGAAUGAAAUAGACAAGAUUGGCUUCUCAGUUAGUUAAUGCAACAUGCUGUUUGAAUUAUACAUAGCUCUUAUCCUGUAUAUACUUGAUAUAUAGUAUUUUUUAUUAUCUUUUCUAUGUGUAUUUGUAUUUUUGUACCUGGAGACUUUGGUUGUGAACAGAUACAUUUGUAGUUCUAGAAUUUAUGUGGUUUAGGGGUGCUCUUGCACUUUGGUCUCUGAAGCUUUCUACUUUUUGCACUUUGCCUUGUCCUCCCCCCACUAUGGUUUUUUAUUAAUAGUUUUUAUCAAUUGAAGACAGCCAAACAUCUAAAGUAUUUCAGUGAAUGGAGGAUACGGUAGAAAAUGCAACAUGAAUGAAAAGAAAGAUACAUAAAAUAGAUCAAAAUAUUAAAAACAACAUACCUUGUAGGAGUACUAAUUAGGUUCUUGGAUGUUUUAUUUAUCUUUCGAUCCUUGCCUAAGUAAACUGUACAUGUAUAGAAUCUAACCUUGGUUUUUGGAUCAGCCAUGUUUUGAGAUUUUCUCUUGCCACUAGACAAUAAGCCUCAAAGAUAGCUUCUAGUGAGGUAUUGUUACCUCCACUGGGAAAUACCAGAUGGUACUGUUAAGGUUUUGCUGACAUACAUUCUGUUCUAGUGCCUGUGAACAAACAUCAGUGAGGAAAAUGUUCUCUGGUGACAGAAGUGACUUUCUGUUAAGAGACUUACUAGUUUGCAUAUUUACACUUCAGUCUUAUUUAUGAUGUAGGAGGUGGAGGUAACCAUCUUAUAAACCUCCACUCGUAAUCAAAAUGUGAAAUGUGUGCAUUGUGUUUGUACAAUAAUGCUGCUGCCACUUGCUGUUAUAUGUUAUGGACAACUUAAGAACUGGCUUUCACUAAGUAGCCUAAAACCACUAAGGUUCACUUUGUAAUUUCAUCUUAAAUAUAAGAGAUCUUUGUUUAGUUUUGGUAGUAGACUACUUGUAUUCCUUUUUGAAAGCAAUGCAGCCAGAUCUUACACUAUUAGUGCUCUCUGUAUUAAAAUGCUAAUAAUCUUAAAUCCAUGAACUUUGCUGCUAAAGAUACUUAGAUUGGAUACCAUACUUCUGAAUAUUUGUGCCAAUCAAUGCUGUGUGAAAAACAAAUCCAUACUUUCACAGCAGGAGGAGAGUUGAUUCAUUUUUACAAAUAGUGUGUGUAAUAACUUAAGACUAUCCAACCUUUAUGUAAAUCCUUGAGCUCUAGAAAAUCUUAUGAACAUCUUGUUUUAUACAAAAAAAUGUUGUCAGCCUAGCUUAUUUUUUAAAAAAAAUCAAAAAAAGGGCAGCAUUUUCCAAACCACAUAAUUGCAUAAGAGUAAUUUCUACUGCCUUUCUGUUGGGAAAACUGCCUGAAGACCCAGAACUAUAGGUUAUAAUGAGUUAGAAUCCAGAGACUUGCACCAUAAAUCUGCAUGCGCCAGGCUCUCUAGCUACUUUUUAAAAUAGCAGCCUCUGCUUACUGUGGAAGGCCUACUGCUACCAUAGUGGGGCGGGGGGAGCUGUCAGGUACACCUAAAGCCACAUUUCUUACAAACAGAGUUGGUUAUGCUUAUACCAGUGGGGGGUGGGGGAACUAAAUGUCAAGCUUUGGGCCUGGUUUUGUAAUUUGUUUGAUCAUACUGAAAGGUAGGGCUGCCAGCUCUGGCUGAAGCUUUUCCUGGAGGGUUUUCCCCAAUAUUUGUCACAGUAUCAAGUCAUUAAACGCUUGGCAAUUCUUCUUAUAUUCUUGGAAAUUGAUACAAAUUCCUCCAGAAUCAUUGAGGAUUGCCAACCCUUCUAAUAGAUUCAAUUGCUGGCUUACAUGGCACAUGAAGAUUAGAGGUUCUUGCUCAUGUGUUUGGAAGAACUGUUCAUGUUUUAAAUAUCUACUGUAGUCUUGGUUAUAGCCGUCUUCCACAACGUGUGAUCUACCAGAUAUGUAUGGAAGUUUACCAGGAGCACAAUACAUCUCCUGUUCUAGAUGCCUGCCUGGUAAUGCAGAACAGACAGGGGUGAUGGCAGAAGGGUUAUCCCCUGACAGGUCACGGUCUAUGGCUGUGGGCUACAUUCAGCUUGGUGGCCACAGUUUAUGAAGGCCUUUGCUCUGGUGGCUUUGGACAGGUGACUUUAUGCAGAACCUGCCCUUAAUCUUCACAUCCAUCUGCUUCAGAACCAUUAGAAAUAUCUUUGUGUAUUUAAAACUGGGAAAAUGGAUCAAGCUUCUGAUCCUUUGAAUAAAUUAUUUACUUUUUGGAAAUAUUAAAAACUUGUCUCCACUUAUGUAACCUCAGCAUAGGGAUUCAGAAAUAAGAAAACCAUGAUUACUGUAUUUCCUGUAUGUAAUUGAUGAGCAUACGAGAGCGCAAAACUCAGACUGAAAAUGACUUAAAUCCUCACUGUGACUUGACCACUUUUUCAGUUGAGAAGGGGAAAGCGUGUGCCUUAAAGUAACGAACUGCAUCUACAUGUAAUGUAUAUGGCCUUAGACUGAAUUGAGCAAACCCAUUUUAAAAGUAAAUGUAUUAUUCAGUAGUUUGGUAAUGGAGACUUCAUAGGUGUCCAGGUGCAUUAUCACUUACUUCAGUGUGGGUAAAUUACAAUGCAUUUUAGCCAACCAAAGUUAAAAGAUUUAAGAUUCUGCUUUGUAUUGAUUUCAAAACAAGAAUUAGUAAGGAACAUCAGAUCUUAACUGUAACAACCCUGAUUCAGCAGUCAGUUCUGGGCACAGGUGCACCAAUGCACCCAUAGUACUCUAAUCCCAAAAUAUAUUAUCUGGUGAUUUCAGUAAAGGAAGUCAUCAUGUAUCUUGGCAGGUAUGGAUUGGUAUCAUCUCCCUUGCAUUUUCCAUUGACAUAAAAACAAUGUGUUAAUUGAAAACUUUGGCUGACACCCGGAUUCGUGUUGGACUAGUGCAAAAGAAGAGGUUGCAUGCACUGAAGUUUGUGGAGUUCUAUGAAGUUGCAAUGCUUCAUGACCUGCAGCACAGCCACUAGGGGAAGCCAUUCUGCAGGAUGCGUACAAGGUGGUGCAAUACAUCGACACCUUUCACUAGUUCAUGAACUAGUCCAGAGUGGAUGUUUCUCUGCCCAACACCAUUUGCUCUAGGGGCCCUUGCACAACAGCAUUUCGCUAGUGCAACGUCGUUUGGAUGUGGGUCAAUGAUAACCAUAAGCAGAAGAAUCAUGUAUACAUCUGGUGUCUAGAUUUGGUACUUGACUUUCAGAUCCAGUUUUAGACAAACUACAUAUAAUUAAUAAUAUGGUUGCCAAAUAUUGUAUGUAUUGUUUAUAACCUUUCAAGUUCUUUAUAAAACUUGUUAAAAUUGCUGUAUAUUUUGGAUGAACAUUGGGAUAUAUUUUUGAAAGACAUUACUAAGAGUAACUCUUAAAACUUUUCAUGCAUUUCUGCUUAAAUAUCUUUUGACUGAACGGUUCUUUAAAUUAUGUAUGUUUUCUCGUUUCAGUGUAUAAAGGAAGCUAAAGCAUUUUUUAAAUAGCUAAAGUGUUUUAAGGACCUCUCUUCCAGAAAUAUUUCCUUGUUUCAGUGAAUAUUCACUAAAUAGUUGUGGGGUGGUCAUUCUCAUGUCUGAAAUUAAUAAUUAGAAAUACACAAAAAGAAAAUGUUCUGUCUAUAUUUCAUUUAAUUCUAAUACAUUUAAGAUAUGAGAACACACACUUCUGUAGUGGAAUAUCCACUACUAAAACACUACAAAUAUUUAUAUACCACGAAACGUGGAAAUACUUGUGGAAAUUUUAAAUUGAUUAUUGAAACUUUCCUUUAAAUGCCAAAAUUAAGGACAAUCAUUGUCUAGACUAGAAGUGACAUGAGUCUGAAAAAUAUGCUGUAUUGAGAAAUUGAUGUUAAAGAUAAGAGACUUUCUUCAUCACACUUUAUUUUCAUGAAGCAAAGUAAAAGUCAUUCCCCCACCCCUCGCCCCCAUGCUUUUCUAUGUAGGCUUAACAUUCUGUGCAGCAUGGUAGAAGAGGCCUGGGGGAGGACUUGCUCAAUUUGCAUGUUAGUAUUUGAAACAUAAAAACUGCACUAUCAAAAAGAGUGGAACUCAUUUUUGUACAUCUUACUCUCUUUCAGGUUGCAUACGUUGAUUUUGCAAGGUCUAAAAUUGGUGUGAAUAUUUGGAGUUCUAAUUUCAAAACUUAGAUGUGUGUAACAGUCUUUGCUCAAGCUGUGUGACUGGUAAAUUCUAAUCAUUGGUCCUGCUGUUACAGGGUCCUAAACUGUUUUUGCAGUGCAUGGUGAAUUUGAAUUAAUUGAUGGACUGGUGCUGAACCUUUUGGCACUAAAGGCCUCGAGAUUGACUUUUUGCUCACAUCAGAUCCAUUGUUAGGGUGAAUUACAAGUGAAUGGGGAACCCUUCAUGCGUCUUCAUACAGAGUUUACUCUCAUGUGCUCAGCAGAUAUUUUUUAACAAUCAACUUAAGAUGUGAAUAAACUUUAAAAUGUUUUGUACAGCCUAUUUUAAGUUUCACAACCUUGUGUAUGUUUUGUACUGCAUAUUGAUAUUUUUCAAAUAAUCAGGAUAACGUGUGAGAAGUGCCACGCAGCUGUUCGUCAGCUCUCAUCAGUGGUUGUUGUUGCCUGUAUUUUUGCUGUGCUAAAAUGCUUUCGGGUGCAAUUGUGAACAUUUUUGCCUUCAGUCUUUGCUCAGGUAUUUUAUGUUGGAGCAUUUUGGUGCUUUUUCUUUUUACUUGCAAUAUGUAAUAUUGUGUUGAAGAAAUAAAAAAACAAUGAAAAAGGAAGAGUA